CCAGGGAGGGCGGUGCGGGCGGGUCAAGCGUCAGGCUCGGACUGGGGAGACCGCCUUCGCUUUCGCCCAGUCUCAGGUCGACUGCGAACCCUGUCAGCUUGGGUGUCUGUGUUCCUGAAGUUUGGUCGGUUGCUCGGGCGGCCCACGCCGAGUCCUUCCCCGGAUCACGUCCAGAGGCGGGCCAGCCUCAGGAGGACCGCCAUGGGCCCGCGCCGACCUCUCGACCUGAAAGACCCUAACUCCCGCGCACCUCCAGGGCAAGAGCCCCUGUGUAUGUUUGUUUUCGAAUUUAGCCCUGUCCAAUCUCGGAGUUAGAAUAGAGGGUUCAUCCCAGGGUCUGUACACAUCAGGACAGGAGUUCAGUCCUCACAGAGAAGCCUGUUACAUUUUGGAGAGAACUAAGGUCUUCCUCACCUAAUUUUCAUCGUCUGGUUUUACUCAGAACGACACCAAGCUAGUCCCAUAUUCAGAGACAGCUGCCAUUUAUUUACCCUCCCACGCCCUUCCUUUUUGGGUUCAUGCUCCCAUGUUAUUUCACCUGGCUCUUAGAUGGCUUCAUGUCUAAGGCCCUUUAUGCUGGCAAUUCUCUUCUGGAUCCAUUCCCAUUUUUCAGAGACUCUCCCAAAACUGGGUUCCAAAGUACAUUUGUAGCAAUGCAGUUCUCAAGUCAGACCUGAAUCCUAAUCUAGGGCUGUGCCAACAGAGUGUGUAUCUUUGGGUAUGCAAAGAAGCCUUUUCACCCAGAUGUCCUUGGAGAUAAUAUGGAUCAGUCCGGAGUUCUCCUCUGGGUGAAAGCAGAACCCUUUAUAGUGGGUACCUUGCAGGUCCCCCCUCCAUCCAAAUUUAGUCUUCACUAUCUCAGGAAGAUAUCCAGCUAUGUGCGAACCCGGGCCACAGAGGGAGCCUACCCACGCCUCUACUGGUCUACAUGGAGGCACAUUGCAUGUGGGAAGCUGCAGUUGGCUAAGGAUCUGGCAUGGCUUUACUUUGAAAUAUUUGAUAGUCUUUCCGUGAGGACACCUGAGGAGCGGCUGGAAUGGUCUGAGGUUCUGUCCAACUGCAUGUCUGAGGAUGAAGUUGAAAAGCAGAGAAAUCAGGUUUCAGUGGACACCCUACAGUUUCUGCUCUUCUUAUACAUACAGCAGUUAAAUAAAGUCUCCUUGAGGACAUCUUUGAUUAGAGAAGAGUGGCCCAGUCCCAGAAACAGAUCUCUGUCUCCUGACCUGACUGAAAAAUCCAGUUGUCAUAAUAAGAACUGGAAUGAUUACAGUCACCAAGCCUUUGUCUGGGAUCAUCUAUCAGAUCUUCUUGAGCUGCUUUUAGAUCCAGAACAACUCACUGCAUCAUUUCAUUCAACCCAUAGUAGUCUGGUGUCUCAAGAAGCUGUUGUGGCACUUAGCUUUCUUAUUGAAGGUACAGUAAGUAGAGCCCGGAAGAUCUAUCCACUUCAUGAACUUGCACUGUGGCAACCACUGCAUGCAGAAAGUGGCUUCUCAAAGAUCUCUAAGACUUUCUCUUUCUACAAGCUGGAAGCCUGGUUGAGAUCCUGUUUGACUGGGAAUCCAUUUGGUACAUCCGCUUGCCUCAAGUCUGGAAAGAAAUUGGCUUGGGCUCACCAAGUUGAAGGGACAACAAAAAGAGCUAAGAUUGCUUGUAAUACUCAUGUGGCCCCUAGGAUGCAUGGCAUGGUGGUGAUGAGCCAGGUUUACAAGCAGACGUUGGCCAAAAGCUCAGAUACACUGGUGGGGGCACAUGUAAAGAUUCAUCGGUGCAACGAGUCUUUUAUAUAUCUGCUCUCCCCCUUACGAUCUGUGACAAUUGAGAAAUGCAGGAAUAGCACCUUUGUCUUGGGCCCUGUAGAGACUACUCUUCACCUACACAAUUGUGACAAUGUUAAAGUCAUUGCUGUUUGCCACCGUUUGUCCAUCUCUUCUACCAUAGGAUGCAUCUUUCACAUUCUGACGCCUACGCGCCCACUUAUUCUGUCUGGGAACCAGACAGUAACUUUUGCCCCUUUUCAUACCCAUUACCCAAUGCUAGAGGACCAUAUGGCCAGGACGGGCCUUGCUACCGUGCCUAACUAUUGGGAUAAUCCAAUGAUUAUGUGCAGAGAGAACAGUGAUGCUAAUGUCUUCCGGCUCUUACCACCUUGUGAAUUCUAUGUAUUUAUUAUUCCCUUUGAAAUGGAAGGGGACACAACAGAGAUACCUGGGGGUCUGCCAUUUGUGUAUCAGAAAGCACUUGGUCAGAGAGAACAGAAGAUACAAAUCUGGCAGAAAACUGUGAAGGAGGCUCGUUUGACAAAGGAUCAAAGGAAGCAGUUCCAGGUACUUGUGGAGGACAAGUUUUAUGAAUGGUUGAUUAAUACAGGACAUCGCCAGCAGCUGGACAGCCUUGUCCCUCCUGCGGCAGGCUCCAAACAAGCAGCCGGAUAGGGAUCCUACAUCAAAAUACUGGGCUCUAGAAGCACGAGGAUGAAUGGAGGAUGGUGCUCAUCUUGAAACUAAAUUGGGAAGGCACUCUUGCUGCUUAAGACAUGUUGGGGCUUUUUCUUCCUAGUUAAGACUUUUUGAUUUUCCUUCCAUAUUCAUUUAUUACUGUUUAGGUUGAGUUUUAGCUAAACUUCUGACUUUUAUAUAAACAUUGUUUAUAGACUAUCAGAAGACUCAUCUUUAUGAUGCUAAAAUAAAAAUGUUGAUAAAAGCAGUCCUAUUGUAUAUAUGUUAAUAUUAAAGUGAUUGAAUGUAGAUUUGCAAGUCUACUGCACAUUUUAAUUUGUAUGCAAGGAUUUCAUCCUUUCUGGAGUUAAAUAAGAGUUUUAUAGUUCUUUGUAAUUAUUUAAAAGGAAAUUGCUAAUCCUUUUAAAAAUAGUUGGAAUGAAAGUAUGAUUUGUUGAUGUAUAAAUAUAGUAGAAAGUUUUAUAUGAAGAUAUUUUAGUCCUUAAAAUAUGAAACUUAAUGAAAUUGUGUAAAAAUCUUUAUUUUUCAUUUUCUGUUUCAAGUUUUCAAUAAACUAAAGAGUAAUGUAUUCCUUUUGAACACAGAUAAAGUUUUACUUUUCACGUUAGAAAAUGUUUCCAGUGUCAUUUUGUGACAUAUCAAAGUAAAAUUUACAUUUGAUUGGGAAAACCCUAUUCUUGAAGGUAAAGGAAAACAAUGAUCAAAUUAGUGAAUGAAUCAGAUCACUGAUAAACAUUGUUUCAUAUGCUUAUUGGCCAUUUAAUUCAUAAUUAUAUCAAAAAGGGCUUGCUUUCAUAUUUCUAAAGUAGAAAUUCAUCUUCAGAAUAUUAACUCUAAUUGAAGUUUUCAUAGUUUUUCUUUUAAGAUGAAAUUCAAGCAAGUAGAGCAUUACCAAAUAAAGAAACACUGAGAUAAUAGAAGUAUAUUUUGGAAAAUACUCUUUGUUAAUGAAAUUAAUGGUAUUAAUCAGAUAACUUAUUUAAAUUUUAUAAAAUUCAGAAAACUAAGCAUAUAGUUUAAUACUCUGUUUCUCAUUAAUCUUCUUAUCAAGGCACAAUUGCCAUCUUCUGAAUUGACCAUCUUCUGAUUGACAUCUGGGAGGUAUCCCAUUUAUAAAAAUAUUUGCUGAAAUCUUGGUUAUUAGAAAAAUGAGGAAGUCAGACUUUUGAGAAGAAUACACUUGACCAGGAAAAUUAAAAUGGAGAAGAGUUGAUUUGUUGUUUCUUUGAGUUUACAUAAGAUGUAAUCUCUUCCCUAAAGUCAGAGGUAUAUUAAUAGCCAAAAAAUACUCUCUGAACAUGUCCCAAUAUAAUAUCAUGGGCAGAGAAACACCACCUAGUGGGUGGCAAGUUGGACUUAGCUAAACCUUUGCAAAUUCAGGAGUCUCGUGGUAGUUUUCUGUCUCUCUACAUACUAUGGCACCCUUCUGGUGAUUAAAACUCUUUCUUUCUACAAACUUGGGUUUAUAACACUACAGAGCAGCCAUGUUGUAUGAGAGAGAAAUAAACUUCUAUUUUGUUUUUUUAAAAAAAGAACUCUUUGGUUUUAAAUUUGUGUUUGAAAGAAUUUCAAACUUAAGGAACAGUUGCAAGAAUUGAUCAGUGGACUCCUACAUACCCUUUUGUCUACAUUCACCAAUUGUUAACAUUUUGCCAUACUGAUUUUACCACUCUUUAUAUAAUAGUAUUAUUUUAUUUUUGCUCAAUUUAAAUGUAGGUUGCAGACAUCUUGUACCUUCACUCCUAAGUCUGUUACCAUGCAUCUCCUAAAAACAAAGACAUUCUCUUACCUAGUAAUAGUGAAUGAUCAAAUUCAAGAAGCUAAACUUUGGCAAAUAGUAUGUAUAGUCCACAUUAAGAUUUUUUUCUAACUGUCCCAACAAUGGCCUUUGUAGUGACCUUCCCCCCCAAACACAAGAUCAUGCAUUGCCUUUAGUUGUCAUUUAAGUUCUUUUGCCUUUGGAACAUGUCACUUCUGUCCAGAAAUAGAGGAUGAUCUUUGGACUUUUAUUUCCUGUAAGCUUUGUUGAAGGAAAAAAGACAUUAGGAAUUUCAAAGAGGCUGCUUGCUAAAAAAAAAAAAAAAA
This is a messenger RNA of Microcebus murinus (gray mouse lemur), 4544 nucleotides long. RefSeq names its product TBCC domain containing 1 (gene TBCCD1). Gene Ontology annotation, biological process: maintenance of centrosome location; maintenance of Golgi location. Gene Ontology annotation, cellular component: spindle pole centrosome. Lineage: Eukaryota; Metazoa; Chordata; Mammalia; Primates; Cheirogaleidae. The record is from RefSeq and is a predicted model, not a curated record.